This is a messenger RNA of Hyaloperonospora brassicae, 1833 nucleotides long. The record is from the annotation of a GenBank genome assembly. NCBI's taxonomy places the organism in Eukaryota, Oomycota, Peronosporomycetes, Peronosporales, Peronosporaceae.
AUGGGGCACUGGAAACUCGCGUGCGGACUCGCAGCAGUGUACGUCGGGCGACACGUCACGGCCCGGCCGAUCAACGAGGACAUCACCGACGUGCCGGACGAGUUCGUCGAGCUGGACGAGACGUUCCCGGGGUCGGGUGCGUUUCUGCCGAAAGACGCCGCCCCGACGCCCACGACCUUUGACACGCGAGGCAGGUCGGGGAACGCGGUCCAGGAACCGCCCGCAGCCCUCUACGAUCCCGGGUCACUGCAUGCGCCGUCGGUCGCGCGUCGUCGUCUCGAGGGGACAAUGACGCGCGACAUGGAGAAGCUCGAGCAGUUCUUCGGCCUCGAGCUCGUGACGGACAUUACGAAGCUUCCUACCAAGUACGAGCACCACCCGAUUCCGUGGCCCGGCAGCUACUGGCCCACGUACGCCGACAGUAUCAACUACCAAUGGGACAAGAAACAGCCGAGUCCGGCCGAAAAGUACGCGACGGCUUUUGGCCACGACGUCGCGACGAUGAUGGACAAGAUCUCGAUGAAGAGCGGCAUUGACAAGCACAAGAACCGGAAAAAGUGCAAGCACCAGCGAGACUGCCGGGUGCUCAAGGACACGAGCGUGUGCGCCAAGCGCCAUGGCCACAAGAUGGGCUACUGCAUUCCCAAGUGGUUUGGCAUUUGUCACGCGUGGGCACCUGCGGCGAUCCUCGAGCCCGAGCCGCGUUGCGUCGUCGAGCACAAUGGCACGACGUUCGAGCCGUACGACAUCAAGGCCUUGAUCACCAUGGCGUACCACGGGUCCAAGAUCCCGACCAUCUUCACGGGCUCUCGGUUCAACGGCAACGACGCUACCUCGAACAUCACGGACAAGUUUGGCCGCUUCACUGACGAACGCCGUCGCGACAUUAGUCCCGGUUUCUUCCACAUUGCCACGACGAACAUCAUGGGCCGCUUCAAUUCUUCGUUUGUCAUCGACAUGACCGCCGGCAGCGAAGUGUGGAACCAGCCCGUGCGCGGCUACGAGAUCGUCCGUCUCGCGUGGGUAACGCCUGAAGCGGCUGCCAAGCGGUACUUUAACGUGGACAAGUACCCGUUCAAUGACGCGGCUACUAAGAUUGCGGUUGUCACGACCCGUGUCUACUGGGUCAGUGAGUCUGGCGAGAAUGGCCCACUUGUCUCCACCGGCCGCGUCGACAAGUUCACGACCAAAGUCGACUACGAAUACGUUCUCGAGACGGACGAGACGUACCAGAUCCUGGGCGGCGAGUGGCUCUCGGGCUCGAAAGCAACCCACAUUGACUUCAUGUGGAUCCCUGCCAGCAAACCUGACCUCUCGACUACCACGUCGUUAGGUAUGGUGUACGCUGAGGUUGAGGAACUGAUCCUCGAGUCUGCUCGCGCGGACUGCAAGUCACCGCCUGCCAAGGACAAGAAGCCUAAGCCAGACACGGGCGACUCGGAAACUUCUGAUGCAUCGUCGUCUGGGCCUGCCUCGGAUGAUGGACCGUCGGGCGAUGCGGAAGCCUCUGGAUCUGCCCCGGAUGGGUCUUCGGACGAUGAUGAAGCGCCUGGACCCGCUCCGGGUGGAUCGGCAAACAACCCGGUGCCUCGUCCGGGCUCGCGAGGGUCAUCCAAGUCUGGUUCCGGCGACUCGCCAGCACCGACUCCUGGUCGUCCGCCCGCUCCUGCUCCUGGUGGGGAUGCCCCGGAAGCCCCACCUGUCGAACCGGAGGAUGCCUCCGGUGGGGAUGCCCCGGAAGCCCCACCUGACGAAUCGGAGGAUGCCUCCGGUGGGGAUGCAUCGGGACGUGUACCUGCCGGUGCCCCGGCAGCUUCGCGUCCAUCUUCUUAG